AACCAUUCCUCGCCAGUAGGUGGCAGCCGAGCAUCGAAGGGGUAGACCGCAUCUCUACCCUCCACGAAGAAGAGCAAGCCCCGUCCCCGCUAGACCUCCCAGAUAGGUGUCUACCGCCGUCGAGCCGACUGCCGCCGAAGACCUCCCCACCCAAGUCCGGGAUAAACUUCUCUCGCUGUCUGUAGCCCAUCGUUUCGGUCAUGGCGACGAGUGCGAAGCGAAAACAAGAGGAGACUCAUCUGAAGAUGUUGCGCGAGAUGACGAGCCAACCGCCGAAUAGAAAGUGCUUUGAUUGUGAUCAGCGCGGCCCGACUUACGCCAACAUGACAGUGGGAUCUUUCGUUUGUACCACCUGUUCGGGAAUACUACGAGGUCUCAACCCCCCCCACAGAGUGAAGUCCAUCUCAAUGACAACAUUCACACAACAGGAAAUCGAGUUCCUACAGAAACACAGCAACGAGGUGUGUAAACACAUCUGGUUGGGCCUGUAUGAUGACAGGACCUUGGUCAUCCCGGACUUCCGUGAGCCUCAGAAGGUGAAGGAGUUUCUCCAGGAGAAGUACGAGAAGAAGAGAUGGUAUGUUCCUCCAGACCAGGCGAGGGCGCUGUCCAGUGUCCAGGCGUCCGUGUCGGGCUCCUCAGCCAGCAGCACAGGAAGUACCCCAGAGGUCCCUCCUCUGAAGACCCUGCAGCUCAACAAGACCCCCCCUCGCCAGUCUCCUGGGAUUAGUCGCUCCAAAGCCUGUGCCAUUGUUCAGGAGAAAAAGUUUGAUCUGCUGUCAGACCUGGGCGGUGACAUCUUCGCCGCCCCGACCAAUCAGGCGGCAGGCUCAGCUAACUUCGCCAACUUUGCACAUUUCCCCAGACAAUCAGCAACUCAGGCUAACUCCGGGGCAGCAGACUUUGCCAACUUUGAGGCGUUUGGCAACUCCGGAGUUCCAUCUCAUUACGGCACCCACCCCCCCUCACAUUCUGUUACCUCAGGCGGGGGCGUUCCCAUCCCCUCCAUGGCGGGUGCAGUACCAGCGCAGGCCCAGCAGGGGAGCUCUGCCGGCGACCGCUACGCUGCCCUGGCCGAGCUGGACAACGAGCUGUCCUCCUCCGCUCCUACUGGGAGCAGCGUGCAGGGGAACAUGUUUGGAGCCGUGUUGGGGAGCUCUCCUGCCCAGACCCAGCCUGUCCUUCCCAGCAUGCAACAGGGCUUCGGAGCUGUUCCGUCCACCAACCCGUUUGUUGCCGUGGCUGUUGCCACGGAGAUGGCCACCAACCCCUUCCAGACCAAUGGCAGAGCUCCAGCAGCAGCUUCGUUCGGUACCGGCUCUAUGAGCAUGCCCGCUGGCUUCGGGAACUCCUCUUCCUUCUGCCUCCCGACCAGCUUCAGCGGAACCUUCCAGCAGCCUUUCCCCGGCACGGCCCCCUGCCCCCCCGGGAACUACCACCCCCCGCCCAAUGGUCCAGGAUACCCAGUCUAUGGGCACACUAAGCCCUCUAUCGCCCCCUAUGGCCAGCCAAUGGCAGGGCCUGGCUUGACCAAUAACCCCUUUAUGGCGGGAGCCCCAGCAGGUUCCUUCCCCAGUGGGGGCUCCUCCACCAACCCCUUCCUGUAGCGCACCUCCCAGCCUCCGCCACCAGAGGGCAGCAUGCACAGCACCUACUCAGCACAUCCGCCGCCAGUGACUUUACUACACACUUCUGAUCACCACACAAAGACGAAGAAAAAGGAAAAGAAAACUAUGCUUGUGGACACUGGACAGAAACAACCACACUAUGAACUACAGGACUAUUCUGGAAAGAUGCCCUUGGAACGAUAGACACAUUCUAUAUAUAUAUAUUAUUACAUUGUUUAUGAGACUGUAUACUCUCUGUGCAUAUCAUCCUUUGUAAUCAUGUUUUAUGUACGUUAUCUAUAAGUGAGUGGACAAACACAAGGGGUUCCAUAUGGUUCUGUACAGGGAGAGAACCUGGAUGAGUUCUGAGGGGGGGGGGGGGGGGGGAGAGAUCAUAGAUUACAGUUGUCAUAUAAUAAGAAGGUGGCUGGGGAGGGGGGGGGGGUGAGGGAAGGUAGAAGAUGGAGAUGGUUGAAGAUUUUUUUCUCCUUCUCCUCUUUAAUCCUAUACCUGCCAGGCUGUUAUUCGGCCUACUGUAAUCCCAGGCACGUUAGAUUACCUAAUCUCCCACUCCCCCCCCCCCCCCUGCUUUCUACCUCCUCUCUGUAAUCUCAGAUGGAUCGUGAGGGAGUACAGGUGGAGGCCUGUGCCCCUGCGCACCACCUGUACACUACUGUUACCUAUCCAGGCAAGGUACAACACGUUCACACAGACCUGGCUCUGAAAGGGAAUAGGUUAACUUGUGCCACCAAUCACUAACAAUGGAUUUUACAAUUUACUCAUAACGACAUGAUUAUGUAAGUCAAUGUGUACAUAUAUAAAUAUAUUAAAGAUUUUUAACUACA
Messenger RNA from Osmerus eperlanus (European smelt), 2452 nucleotides. It is a transcript of the gene agfg1b, whose product is annotated as ArfGAP with FG repeats 1b. Gene Ontology annotation, cellular component: cytoplasmic vesicle; cytoplasm; membrane. Gene Ontology annotation, molecular function: GTPase activator activity. Lineage: Eukaryota; Metazoa; Chordata; Actinopteri; Osmeriformes; Osmeridae. Gene Ontology annotation, biological process: spermatid nucleus differentiation; intermediate filament organization; acrosome assembly. The record is from RefSeq and is a predicted model, not a curated record.